Besnoitia besnoiti is the source of this 5274-nucleotide messenger RNA. RefSeq names its product AP2 domain transcription factor AP2X-9. Gene Ontology annotation, biological process: regulation of DNA-templated transcription. Gene Ontology annotation, molecular function: DNA-binding transcription factor activity. The transcript has 3 exons. Bases 1 to 5274 code for a protein of 1757 amino acids. The record is from RefSeq and is a predicted model, not a curated record. NCBI's taxonomy places the organism in Eukaryota, Apicomplexa, Conoidasida, Eucoccidiorida, Sarcocystidae.
AUGUCUUUCUCCCUCGGUCGGCCGCUCUGCGGAGGAGAAGCAGCCUCUGCGGCUGCCGCACCGCAGGCCUCCUCCGCGCCCGCGGCGACCCUUCUGAGUGCGCCGUCUCUCCCGUAUCCUGCAGUUGUCACUCGCGGCUGCGUCCCGUGCAAGACAGGGAGUGAAGCUCCAAGUGCAUCGGCGGCCAGCGCAGACCGCAGAACCCGAAGCAUACACUCCGACAUCUCCACGGCUGCCGCCAGUUCGUGUGCGCCGUCGCGCAUGUCGUCCAUCGGCUCGCUGUCGAACUCGUUCGUCCCGUGUGCGGUGCCUGUCAAGGGCACGGCUCCGUCGUGUUGCCCUCCUUCUCUGAGCUUGCUCUCUGGCGAGCUGAAGGCCGCCGAGCUUGCUCUCGCUCCCUCCUCGCGCUCCGACGAGGCCGCUGCAUCGUCACAAAAUGCCGACAUCCCACGCACACACGCAGCCCGCGCCCUUCGCGUGCGGCAGGCGGUUUCCCCUCCUCUCGGCCUUACCGCGGAACCCGCUUUUGUCAACGCCCCCCCCGUCUCCGCCCUUCAUCCAUCCGAUGACGCCGCGCCCCUCGCGUCCAUCUGCGAGGGAUUGGCCGCUCAGCCGCCUCUCUACCCCCGCCUCGGCGCUGAGGAAGGAAAAGAAGCAGAGAGCUCGCUUGGGAGCCGCGCGCGCAGCCACUCCCCUCGUCUGAGGAGCCAGGCCGAAACGGAGUCUUCGCAGGGCUCCGGCGACCUCGAGUCGCCCGCGAGCUUCCCCGCGUCCUGUCACUCCGCCUCCGCGCCAGACUAUUCCGCAGCGGAGAUCGCGGCGUACACGCAGGAGGGCGCUGAGGAGGAGGCCCCUGCAGAGCCGAGGGCAGACCUGCUGCAGGCCGCUGCUCGCUUUCGAAGAGCCGAAGUCGCCGGCCCCCCCGCGGCUCUCUCCGCCUCCCUCGCGUCAGCUGCGAACGCCGGGGCUCGCGCGGGCCAGCAGCUUGAAGAUGGCAACGAGGUAGAUCAUCAGAACCUCGAGAUGAUGCUCAUGAUGCUCACGCCGCUGGUCGCGGAGGACGGCGACGUGUCUGCGCAAGCGGGGACGCCGUCCCACGCUUCUGCAGAGGCGAAGACCGCAGCGGCCGCGGCGCUCACGGGCGCACAGAAAAGAGUUAACGCUGAGAGGGCAGAUGCGGCGCCGAGUCAGGAGCCGACGGGCCGCAGUCUUGCGGGGAACCAGGGGGAACCUGAAAGCUCCGUUGAUGCAUGCAUCGAGGCGGCGGCCGGCCUGCCGGAGGCCUCGCUGGAGAAGGGGGGGCCCUCUCCAAGUCUCGCCAAGGCGCCGACUCUUUUCGGUACUCAAGAAGGCCGGGUUUGCAAGUCGACGUCCCCGUCUCGGGGUCUGGGAUGCGUGGAGAGCAAGAGGAGUGUGGCGUGGGUUUCGGCGGACUCGCAUGAAGCAGGUGCGGAGGCGCCAGGUGCAGUCGCUCACGCGCCUCAGCCUGCUCAGGCCUACUCGCCGGAAGUUUCUGCCGCGGCGUCGGCCCUGUCACGCGUUCCUUCCUCGUCUCCCGAGCUCGGGGGCCUCAGAGUCCCGUCUCGCUCUGCAGCUGGCUUGUUUUCUUCUCCCUUUGGUCUCCACGCGUCGGCUGCGGCGUCCUCCGUGCCCCAGGGCCGCGCGCAGGCGGGCGCUGCGGCGGGCGCAGUCGAUCCCGUGGCGAUUCCGCAGCAGCUUUUGGUGGAUCUGCAGCUGCUUCUGCUUCUGCUUUUCGAGCACGUUUGCCAGUUGCUGCCACCGCUCAAGCGGCAGGACGAGGGCCAGUUCUACGCUUGGCACGUCCAGCGGCUGGCGGCCAAGGCGCAGGCGACGCUCUUCCACUACGCAGACAUCAUGGCGCCCCUCUGCACUUCGAGUCUCUUCGCGCCGUCUUCCCGGCCCGCCAGGAGGAGCAGCGGCUCCGGCGCGGCUGCGGCGUACGGCAGUGCCUGCGGAUUGCAAGCCGUCGACGACGUGGAGGGGGCUGCGCACAAGAGCGGCGGCGAGGCCGCGGCGCCCCAGGAGACUGCAGACGCAGCCUUGGAAGCCCUCGAACUGUGCGCGCAGGGCCGCGGGAACGACAAGAGCGCGGGUUGGUCGCUGCUUGCGCUUCUGCUUCUCCAGGGCCUGCCCGCGAACGCCACCAUCUUCCUCUCUGUGAGCAAAUGCCCAGUAGGCAGUUUCCUCAAGGUCGUGGGGGCGCUCGAGCGUGCAUACAGUUUGUACAAGAUGGUUCACGGGGCUGGAGGCGAGACCAGCAGCACGCCGGGAGGCACCGAGACUACUGCGCGGGGCGGAGACUCGCCCGUCGAGCAGGCCUUCGGCACCGUCGACGCCGAAGCGCCGUGGCAGGACCGCGCGGACGGCGUGCGGAGCUCUAAGUCGCCGUCGCUCGCGUCCAACUCGCCAUCGUCGGGGACCCAGGGGCGGGGGGGGCUGCAGGCACCAAGGGCCUGCCGACUGGAGCGCUUCCAGGCACCUCGCGGCGAGUCGUCUGUGCGAGACUGGGGCAGCCAGAUUCCAGAGCAAGCGCCCGCUGCGGGCGGCGCCGGGGGGAUCCCGGGGACCGCGCCGGCAGGCACUGCGCCCUGUGGGGCGGGCGGUUGCGAAUCGGCUGCAGGGGCGCAGGAGGAGGAAGUUCUGGCGACGCUGUUGGAUCGCCAGUCGCUUCUGCAGCAGUCCGAGUUUGCUGCGGAGCUCGCGCGCAGAGGCGCAGGGCUCAAGAGUGCAUGCGCGAAAGAGGUGUAUCCUGGUUGCUCGGCUGCAAUGGGCAAGGGCAGCUUUUUUCUCCCGCCGGCGACCGAGGGCCCCGAGCCGAGUCUCGAUCGUUUCUGCCGGGAGGCCCUCCAGGCGAGGGGCGACGCGAUGAGUGAGGGCUGCGGCGCGCCGCUCUUCGGUCACUCGCGCACCAAGCGGAGCAGCCGAGAAGCGGGAGGCACUGGUGACUCCCAUGCCCAGUUGGCGGGCAGUGGCACCGCCAUCGUUGGAGCGGCGGCGGCGGUCUGCGGCAAGAAGAACCCGGGAAGCGGGUGUCGCAGGAACCAGAAGAAGGCAGGCAGCGGCGCCGGGGUCGUCUCCCCCGCGGUGACGACUCAAGGGGCGCAGGAGAUGCGCCGGUGCACGAGCUCAGGAGGCGCAGGGAGCUGCCCCUCCUCCGGCGUCGAGGUGUCUCUGGGGGACAACUCGUCCCGCGGCGUUGGGGCCGGCGGCGACUUGUAUCUCUCCGCGAGUGUGAACAAACGCCGACACCCGAGCGUCCAAGCAGAAAUCCUCAAAAACUGCUGCACCGAGACCCUCGCGGAGCGCGGCACGCGCCUUCUUGACGAAGUUCUUCAGAAGCUGCAAAACGGCGGGCUCCAGGCCUCCCCGCAGGCGGCGUGGAGCCCUGCCAGGGACGACCGCGCGGGCCCGAGCGAAAGCGAGCGCCGACGCGCCAGCGACAGCAGCCGCUCCUCCAGCAGCGGCUCACAAGACGACGAACCCAGCAACACAGGCAUUCGAAAGAAUCGCAAGAGCUCCGCCUACGCGCCAGCGGUGCCAGGCGCUGUCGGAGGCGAGCUUCUUAGUGACGCGGCGACCGCGAGGCCGUGGGGGGGAGCUGAGGGUGCGGCUGCUGGCCGCGAACCCCCCGUCAAGUACAGAAGGACGCUCUCUGGCGCAGAGGCCGGCGCUGGAUCGCCGGCUCGGGAGGCUAGUUGCGAGGAGCAGUUGCUUACGCUUCUGCGCAACGCGUCGCCAGUGUGUGUCAAGGGGGAGUUGGCGGCGCACGGUUUGACCGCAGUCUCGCCCAGCAAAACGAAUCUGCCGGUCGCGCUGGAGAGCGGCAGGUCCGUGUGCGGGGGGCCGCUGUCUGAGUUGACGGAGAAGGACGUUUUGGGGGGCAACAAAGUAGGCGCAGACGCAGACUUCCACAAGUCUGUCGCCCCGUCUGCAAAGGGCGCGGCGGCGUCCCGAGGCGCGGAGUGCAAGAAACAUGGUGUUCAGCCGACGGGGUCGCUCUCCGGAGAGGCGCUUCUUUCGCAGGGGCUGCGCGGCGCGGCUGCGCUUGCAGGGCCUGACCCAGCCGUCGCGGCCUCGCUCAAGUCGAACCCAGGGGGCGCGCUGCCAGGCCUUCUGCUCGGCCGCGGCACCCCGGGCGCCGUGGGCAGCUCAGCAGCCUCUUCUGGCGGCGGUGCGGCGAAGGGAAACGGCGGAAGGACUUUGGCUCGAGGACCGGCGGAGGAGGUCGGCCCGGCGGCAGGCGGCGCCCAGGGGAUCGCUGGCACCGCCGCUGCGAUGGCCGCAGCGGGGCAAGAUGAGACGAUGCGCGGCGUCUUCUUCAACCGCUCCCUCAAUCGCUGGGUUUGCACUUGGUCGCGAAACGGCAAGGAGUAUCAGCGCAGCUGGUCUGCUGGGAAGUACGGAUACGAGGCUGCGCGGCAGUUGGCCAGGCAGUGCAGACUUGAGAAACUCCUGAGCGGCGAGGCCCACACGCUUCAAAAAGGCAUGGCCGCGGUGUUCAAGGCGCCAGUCGGCGCUGCGGCGCCGCUGCCGACGCCGACGCCCGUGAACCUCCCUUCACCGCCGGCAGGGGUCAGCGCCCCCCCCGCAGGGGCCAGGGCGGCAGGCGGGCGCGCGCACAAGGCUGCGGACGCCGCGGCCCAGCUGCUGCCUCCCUCGGAGCGCACUUCGCCAGCGGCGCAGGCGCAGCUGGCAGCCGCUGCUGAGGGCGGCGGGCAGCGAGCCGCCGACCUCCAGGCAGGGCCCCACCGCGGAGCUGGCGCCGUGAGCCUCGAGGCGCUGGUGGAGAGUGCGAAUCUCGCGAGCCCGGGCAGCGACGCGCUUUCGCUGGACAAGUGCUGCCGGCUGUUGCUGGAGCAGGAGCUGGCUGUCGCGCUCGGCGACGUGCGGGCGCUCUGCGUGGAAGCCACGGUGGCGAAGGGCGGUGAAGAGCGGGAAAAACGCGCCGCCGAGGUUCGCGAAGAAGGCCUCCUCGACUCUCUGAUGGCGAUCCAGGCGGACGGAGCGGGUGUGGGCGGCAGGUCGGGCGUGCCCGAAGGGAAGUCCGCGCCGACCGCCGGCGCGCCCGCGGGGGCGGCGGGCCUUGGCCAGAUGGUGAUGUUCAUGAACGCCUGCGUAGAUCGCGAAGCGUGUUUCAGAGCAUCGGGGACAAGCAGCAGCAGCGGUUUGGCCCCUGGAGGCUCCGAUUUUGUCUUCCCGUGCAACGGCGCGGCUGCGCAGACCGAGCAGUUCGCCUUCCACGAGCUAGCCUAA